Micromonas pusilla CCMP1545 is the source of this 1848-nucleotide messenger RNA. RefSeq names its product major facilitator superfamily. Gene Ontology annotation, biological process: transmembrane transport. The coding region runs from base 1 to 1848 and encodes 615 amino acids. The transcript is spliced from 3 exons. Gene Ontology annotation, molecular function: transmembrane transporter activity. The record is from RefSeq and is a predicted model, not a curated record. Gene Ontology annotation, cellular component: membrane. NCBI's taxonomy places the organism in Eukaryota, Viridiplantae, Chlorophyta, Mamiellophyceae, Mamiellales, Mamiellaceae.
AUGGGCGCGUCCGCGCACAGCCGCAGCGCGUCCUCCGGCGUCGCGAGCGCGGACGACGUCGAGGCGCAGCUCGUCCCCGCGAGCGAGCGCGACGACGACGACGACGACGACGACGACGACGACGACGACGCGCGCGCGACGAAGACGACGACUCCCGAAGACGACGACCGUCCGGGCGCGCUCGCGCUCCCGGAGCUCCAUCGCGUGGACGUCGGCCCGCGCGGCAGCAAGCGCGCCAAGUACUACGCCGUCGGCCUCCUCACGCUCACCGCGAUGUUUCUGUACGCGGACCAGAACCUCCUGUCGCCGAACAUGUCCGCGGUCGCGGAGGACUUCAACAUGACGGACAAGGAGAAAGGCGCGUUCUAUCUCACACUGGUCCCCAUACGACGGCGUUCGCGUGGUGAACGCUAUUCCUUAAGGACUUUGCCCGGCGUUUCUCUCCUCCCACCCAUCGCUUUCAACUCCCGCCCUCGACGCCUUUCAACUCCGCUUCUGACGCCUAUGAACUCCACCCCGACGUUCGCUCGUAUGGAACGACCCAAAGAUCUCUACCUGGGCGGCUACCUCCAGCUCGCCUUCUUCGUCGUCGGAUCCCCCGCGUCGUUCUUGAUCGGAUGGCUCGCGGACAAGCCGACGAUCCGCGGCCGCGCGAACCCGCGCACGCGGCUGUUCGUGUUGACCGUCAUGAUCGGCGAGGGGCCGUGUCUCGCGACGACGUACUGGGAGCUCUUCGCGUGCCGAGCGCUCACGGGCGUCGCCGUCGGCGGAUGCCUCCCGCUGCUCUUCUCCAUGUGCGGCGACAUGUUCCCCACGGAGCAGCGGUCUUACGUCGCGAGCUUCCUGACGAUCAGCACCGGCGCGGGGAUCGCGAUGGGGCAGAUGAUGAGCGGGUUCGUCGGGCCGCGGUACGGGUGGCGGCUGCCGUUUUUACUCGCCGCCGCGCCCGCCAUCGCGCUCGCGAUCUUAUUUUAUUUCACGGUGAAAGAGCCCGUGCGGGGGUGCCAGGAAGAGGCGGUGAAGAAGCGGAGGGAGGAGCGGCUGAGGGAGGAGGAGGAAGACGGCGAGGCGCUGCGCGUGGAUUGCGACGGCGGCGACGACGGCGACGACGAAGCGGGGGCCGCGAAAAAGAGAGCGUCGACGAGGGACCGCGAAGAAGAAGAAGAGGAUGACGACGACGACGACGAGGAAGCGGAGGAGAAGGAGAAGAAGAGGAGAGGGGACGGGAGCGCCGCGCGCGCGGGCGUCGCCGCGACGGCGGGGGUGAUGGCCGCGGGCGCGGUCGCGUCGUCGAGGUCGACCGGCGGCGGCGGCGGCGGCGGCGGCGCGAGGAAGGACGGCGGCGGCGGCGAGGCGGAUGAGAAAUCCGCCGCCGCGGAGGACGACGAAUACAGCGGCAAGAUCGACUGGGAGAAGCUGAAACGGCAGCUCCGCGUGCCGUCCAACCGCGUCAUCCUCGCGCAGGGCAUCCCCGGGACGAUCCCGUGGGGUAUGCUCAACGCGUACUUCGUGGAUUACCUUCACAAGCAGAAGGGCCUCAAGGUGGAAGAGGGAACGAUCGCGGUGACGUGUUUCGGCCUCGGCGCCGCGAUCGGGACCGUCGUCGGCGGGAUCCGAGGCCAGACGAUAUACAACAAACCCGGGGGAAGGCACGCGAUCGCGGUGAUCAUGGGGGUAACGACCGCGCUCGGUGCGUUACCCGGGUUCUGGUUCAUCAACACGAGCGACUACGGGUCCCACAACCUGUUGCUCUAUUUCGGCUGUCUCGUCGGCGGCGUCCUCGCCGGCGUCACGCCGCCCAACGUCCGCGCGGUGCUCCUCAACGUGAACCCUCCAGGCGCGUUCUGA